GAAUAUCUCAUUCAUUGAGAUUCUCGCUGCGCAAGGGUUCCGGGCGCAAAUAUAUCAAAUGGCAGAAACUACACAGAGAGUCACUCGCUCUCAGACGGGGAAAACUCCAAAAAAAGUUGACCGUCCAGAUUUUGUCGAGACUCCCGGUCGUCGUACAACACGAAAUCGCGCUUCAGAAACCCCUGACCCAGUCGAAGUCAUGUCUUCAACAUCUGCUAACCCCCAGUCUACCAAGGGUCGAAGGCGCAAGACGCCUCUGGCCUCGGUGGACGAAGAUUCGCAAGAGGCUCCGGUUUCAAGCAACGGACAUGCCAACGGACAUGCUAACGGACAUGCUAACGGACAUGCGAAUGGGACAGCGAAUGGGACAGCUAAUGGAAAGGCCACCAAUGGACGUGCUACGAAGGACCAGCCCAAAAUAAUUGACGGAUGGAUCGAAGGUUUGGAUCCCAAGAUCGACUACAGCGGAGAGUUCGAGUUUGGAGGGUCACUUGGCACAUUGUCGGCCAUGAUUGGUUUCCCACUGUUGAUGUACUACAUGUGGAUUGGCGCAACAUAUUACGAUGGAAAAUUCCCGCUUCCAAAAGAUCAAACUAUCCCGGAGUUUUUCGCGCAUCUUGGUCAUCUUGUCUACGAGGGAGCUUUCCCCUCGCUCAAGGCGUGGACGAUGUACUGGGCAUUCUUCGUCUUUGAAGGGAUCUGCUAUAUCACGCUCCCUGGUAUCACUUUGACAGGACGACCUCUUCCUCAUGAGGGGGGCAAGCAGUUACAAUACUAUUGCUCGGCUGUGUGGUCGUUCUAUGUCACUCUAGCUGUUGCGUUAGGUCUACAUUUCACCGGUGUUUUCAAGCUGUAUACCAUCAUCGACGAGUUCGGACCUCUAUUGAGUGUGGCCAUCCUUUCGGGCUUCCUGGUUUCAUUCAUCGCAUACUUUUCUGCCUUGUACCGUGGAGCCCAGCACCGUAUGACUGGCUAUCCAAUCUAUGAUUUCUUUAUGGGAGCGGAGCUCAAUCCGCGCUUGUUUGGAAUCCUCGACUUUAAAAUGUUCUUUGAAGUGCGACUCCCAUGGUAUAUCUUGUUGCUGGUCACUAUGGGUGCUGCUGCUCAUCAAUAUGAGCUAUACGGCUAUGUAUCCGGUGAAGUGUGCUUCCUAUUGAUGGCGCACUUUUUGUAUGCCAAUGCUUGUUCCAAGGGAGAGGAGUGUAUCAUUUCAACCUGGGACAUGUACUACGAAAAAUGGGGCUUCAUGCUGAUCUUCUGGAACCUCGCUGGUGUUCCUCUUAGUUACUGCCACUGCACAAUCUACCUCGCCAACCACCACCCUGACACUUACCACUGGGACCGAUAUGUCCUCACAGCCCUGUUUGCUGGCUACCUCUUCGUUUACUGGGUCUGGGAUACCGCCAACAGUCAAAAGAACCGCUACCGUCAAAUGGAACGCGGAACCACAGUCUUCCGCAACGCAUUCCCUCAACUCCCUUGGCAAACACUCCACAAUCCCGAAGUCAUCAAGACUCCUCAGGGAGGCACCAUCCUUGUCUCGGGCUGGUAUGGAUUGGCACGCAAAGUCCAUUACACCUGCGACCUCUACUUUGCAUUGAACUGGGGUCUCAUUACCGGAUUCAAGAGCCCGUUCCCUUGGUUCUACCCAGUGUUCUUUGCGUGCAUGAUCUCGCAUCGAGCCUGGCGAGACAUUCAGCGUUGUCGAGCCAAGUAUGGUGAAGCUUGGGUAGAAUAUGAGAAACGUGUUCCCUAUCUGUUUAUCCCAUACGUUAUCUAAACGUUAUCUAAACUAUGCUUAUAAGCAUAUAACUUUUCUUCUCCCCGAUUUCACAUAUCAAAACUUCGUCCUCCCCCUUUUUUAUAUCUUCUUGUGUAUACUACUCAAGCCUACCAUUAUUUGUUGCCUUAUUCUCAUCUUAAUCAACUUGAUCAUUAUUGUACGCAUAACCCAUCCAUCAUGGUUUUCUUUCUAUCAAACUCGGCCUGGUUUUUGUACUUUUAUGCACCUUUACACAUCAUAUUUAUUCCACCUGGGCUAUAUGUAUUCCACUCUGCCAUAUACAAUACCACAAGGUCUUCUGCAUCCAUGUAUGGCAUGGGCUUUCGAUUGUUUCAGAUAUUCCCCCAAUAUUUUAUACAUAUUGACAUCCAUGGAAUGUAUGACUACAAUCAUGGCCU
Talaromyces stipitatus ATCC 10500 is the source of this 2181-nucleotide messenger RNA. RefSeq names its product c-24(28) sterol reductase. Gene Ontology annotation, biological process: ergosterol biosynthetic process. Gene Ontology annotation, molecular function: Delta24(24-1) sterol reductase activity. Gene Ontology annotation, cellular component: endoplasmic reticulum membrane. The record is from RefSeq and is a predicted model, not a curated record. The transcript has 4 exons. Lineage: Eukaryota; Fungi; Ascomycota; Eurotiomycetes; Eurotiales; Trichocomaceae. Bases 59 to 1780 code for a protein of 573 amino acids.